AUGUUGAGAGCUGCUAGAUUAUCUGCCAAGACUGUGGCAACCGCGCGGUCCCUCACCUUCAAGACCUUCGGGCUUAGACUCCAAUCAUCCAUUCCGUCAAAGCCAAAGGAACACUUCACGCGCUUGACCGAGGAGAACGACCCCCAGCGCGACGCCUUCUUCCGCUACACAUGGGGCUCGUGGUUGCAGGACGACAAAGCGCAGAAGCAGAAGCGUGUAACCCGUUUCUCCAUUGAGGGCACCACUGCUGUCGUCAACGGCCUCUACAGCGCCGCCACUACUGGCGCCAAGGUGCUCCCGCCAUUGAAGAACCUUGACAACUCCGUCACCUUGACCCACAACUUAACCGAAGCCUUGAUUGGCACCAAGUCCGAUGCCGGGAUGCAGGUCCAGUCUAUGGCCUCGGUCCACGAGGGCAAACACCACCGCAUCUACAAGGUCACUGCCAGCAACGGGCGUGACUUUGUGUUGAGAAUCCCGUACCCAUUGGACACAGACUUUGCUACCGCCAUGAAGAUCAAGUCUGAGGUUGCCACCUUGGACUUUCUCGACCUCAAGCUCGGGCUCAACGUGCCAAAGGUGUUCUCCUACGGUGCCGAUGCCUCCAACCCAUUGCAGACCCCGUACAUCUUGAUGGAAUACCUUCCAGGUGACUUGUUGAUGAAACAAUGGGCGCCAUUAGUGAGCGAUGCGGAUGCCGGCGAGGGCAAGGAGAUCUUGAAGAAGGUGGUCGAUCCGUUGUCUGAGUUCCAGGCCAAGCUUUUGUCCGUAGACUUCUCCAAGUUCGGUUCCUUGUAUUUUAAGGAUGAUGUCAGUGUUGACUUGCAGAAGGAUGCUGCCUACGAAGGCGAAACCGACACGGCCUUGGCCGACAGAUGGAAGGUCGGGCCUACCGUCGAAAGAGCCUACUCGAAAGACCGGGGCCACAUGACGAGUUCGCAGUUGGAGGGCUUGCUCGGCCCAUGGGACAAGAGUAAGCCGUUAGAGCUCGUCAAGUCGGUUUCUGAUCUUGAGUUGGAGUCCUUGAGAACCAGAAUCGGGCUCUCCAACGCCGAUUCUGCCAACAAGGUCGAGGACACCGAAAGAUUGGCCAGAAUGGUCGAUACCUACACCAAGCUCGGGGCCAUGGCACCGCAGUUGUUCAACACUGCUUCGCCGGCUAUUCCAAACGUCCAGGACUUGUUCAAGCCGCGCUUUUCCCACCCAGACCUCGACCCAAUGAACGUGAUUAUGAAGCCUACCGGCGAGACCACUACCCCGUACUUUGUCGAUUUUGAAAAUGUCUCCAUCAAGCCAUUCAUCUUGCAGAACAAUCCACAGUUUAUCAUCUACGAGGGUCCAAAGAUCUACGACUUGGAGGCUGACGUCGAAAACUACGCCCAGUUGGACGAGGCCGAACAGCAGCAGUACGACUUCAUGUACCACCGCACCAGAAACCAACACUUGUGGGAGGCCGGUUUGAAUGAGCGUGCCAAACACUUGAUCAGCUCGGUCGCGCCGCCGGUCAAGUUAUUGAGGUCGCCAUACGUCCAGGCGGUCGAUAGAAAGGGUGACCAAGAGUACUUGUACGUGGAGGCCGCGAUGAUCCAGUUGGAGCAGAUCUGGGACAUGUACGCGCAGAACAAGUUGGUAAACAGCGAUGAGUUCCCAGUCAAGUUUUCUUCGGAGGAGGUUGAGGCUCAUGCUGCCGCGUUACAGGCAUUCCAGGAGGAGAUUGUUGGCACUCCGUUUGCGGCCACCAAGGGCUGGGUUCCACAGGACAUGUUUGACAGAUUGAGAGAACAGGGAAUUAUUGUCGAGGAUGGUGAGAAUUUCAAGUUGGAUGUGGAUAAGGCGUUGGAGGAGGAUUCUCAGGAGUAA
This is a messenger RNA of Babjeviella inositovora NRRL Y-12698, 1860 nucleotides long. RefSeq lists its product as uncharacterized. NCBI's taxonomy places the organism in Eukaryota, Fungi, Ascomycota, Pichiomycetes, Serinales. The transcript has a single exon. The record is from RefSeq and is a predicted model, not a curated record. Gene Ontology annotation, cellular component: mitochondrion. Bases 1 to 1860 code for a protein of 619 amino acids.